UAAACCUUCCGAAUCCACCAGCCCUUAGCCUAAUUGUUCUCUCACCUCCAUCUUCUUCUCUUCUGAUAUCUCUCCAUAGAACCACUCUUUCAAGGCGCUCUCCCUGCCACCUCUGGCGGCCAAGGGCGCGCUGUUCUUCGCAUCACCUACUUCUGCUCUCUCUCUCUCUCUCUCUCUCUCUCUCUCUCUCUCUCUCGUUUCUUCAAGGAGAUGAGUUGGUCGUCGAGUGAUAAUUUUUUUGUGAAUGCAAAAUUCGAAGUCUUCUCAGUAGACCUCUUCUCUGAACCAUUAGAAUUGACACAAAGCAAAGCUGCCAUCUACGAUGGGCCGAAAGGUGAUGAUUUCAAGAGGUUCUUGCGUUCUAAGAACUUUCGCAUAAACCGUCAGGGAAAGGUUAUAGUACGCAUCCAAAAGCGUGAUGACGAUGGUGAAUUCCUUGAAAGUCAGUAUGAUAACUUCGUUCUAGAAACGGUGGUGCCGUUGGGCCCUUUCGAUUUCCAGAACGUACCAUUGCUAAAGCCGCAAUUGGUGAACGAAUUGCAAAGCCUCCUAGACAAUACCAAGGCUGAAUUGGUGAAGAAGAAUGAUGAGCUUAAUAAAUUGCAAAGCCUCUUGGACAAUACCAAAGCUGAAUUGGCAAAGCAGAAUGAUGCAUUUGAUGAAUUGCGAAGCCUUCUGGACAAUACCAAAGCUGUAUUGGUGAAGAAGAAUGAUGCACUUAAUGAAUUAAUGAAGCGGAAGAUUGAGCAGGAUUGGAAUCCUGAACAGUUCCGACUAACUAUCAUUGCGAUCACAAACUCAAUGAAGAAAGUGUUUCUUGACUUUGGUCUUGAACCACCAGCAAGUGAAGAUCCAGAAUUUGUGCUAAGAAUGUUACAUGAUCUGAUCCUUCAUAAAGAAUUCGGUGCCACUUUCUUAGUCGUUGCGAACAGAGUACUGGCCUCAAUUGGCAGUAUAUUUGAGAAACAAAGUGGCUUAAGCAUUGGCUUGGAUACGACGACUAGUACUCCAGCCCGUCUCAUUGAUAGUCUAUUUACCUUAAAAUGUUUUAUGGAUUCUCAUUUCUUUAUUGAUGGCAGUGUUAUAGUCAAGGAUUUCCGUCUGAUGAACGAGGAUGACCUCCCGGCUAUCUUUCGGGAUUCUGCAGCAGAUGUGGCUGAGCUUAAGCAGAAGAAGAUAGGUACAAAAUCAAUUGAUAACAUCGAUGGAAACUCCAUCUUCUACGGGUAUUUCAACAUUCCGAUGGUAGGGAUGUUCAAGGGUGUUUUGACGAGAGUUCAUGUGAACCUGCCAGAUGAGAUCAUGGUGAAACUUCGAGUUAGUGGAAAACAUAACCUUGAAGAGAAAAGGUUUUGGUUUGUCUAUGCCAACGGGUCAGCCAUAUUUCAAAAGGAUCCUGGUGAAUUCUCAGACGAUCUACAAGUUGUCAAAUUCACCCCUUCCCGGGUCUUAGGUGAACGAACCAACUUCUUUGAGUUUCUACGUAGGAUGAAUCGAACCUUCGUUAACGAGAAGGGGACAUAUCUCAAGUUUGAGUUUAAAACUGUCAAUUUCUCAGAACCGAAGUAUGUGUUCUAUGAUUCAAUUGGCUACAUUGAUAAGGAUUUUAUAAUGUCUGAUCCUUUUAAGUUGGUGCAAUUUGAUACAAAUGCACGCCCAACAGAUAUUGAAUCACGCCGAGUUUUACUACCUAGCGGUGGGGGACGUACACUUUCAUCUAAUGCCUCAGACUGGAUUGUAAAUGGAGCUUUGGGCAACGACUGUGCUUUCACCUUCAAAGAUUUUUGUUUUAUUGGGAAGAUAACAAGAGUCUUUGAUACUUUCCGUGACAAUGCUUUGGUAACCAUCUUCUUCGAGCAAAGCCAACACGGGGAAAGGUGUUAUGUGGAUGCUCUAGCAACAACUUUCUUUCUUUUGAAUAAAGAGGAAAUACCACUGUAUAAAACUAAUGGUAAGGUGGCUCCCAAAUUUAUUUUAUAGGACCGUAUCAAUCAAUAUUGGGUUACCUUGUGGAGUCUUUGACAAUGUAUAGCCUGUGGGUACUAUCUUAUCAUUUCCUUGUAUAAAUCAAUAUAUGUC
This is a messenger RNA of Macadamia integrifolia, 2079 nucleotides long. RefSeq lists its product as uncharacterized. The transcript is spliced from 2 exons. Lineage: Eukaryota; Viridiplantae; Streptophyta; Magnoliopsida; Proteales; Proteaceae. The record is from RefSeq and is a predicted model, not a curated record. Bases 211 to 1980 code for a protein of 589 amino acids.